AGUAAAGGUUGUUUCAUGAUCAAACUUGAGGACAUGGGCAUUAUAAUUCAGUCCAGUUUGGGGAAAGAGAUACACGGCAGUCUGGAAAGGUCCCUCAAACAAGACCAUGGAAAGGAACAUCAUAUAUUUGUGGAUUUGUGCUUUUGCAGUAGUUCAUGGAAAUCAAGAGACUUCACCACAACCUCCCAUCAGUGAUAAACUCCCAUCAUUGAUAAAGAUGAACAAUGAUUUUGCUUUUCACCUGUACAAGAGGCUUGUAGAAAUGCCAGAGUAUCAGUCCAAGAACAUCUUCUUCUCUCCAUUCAGUGUGUCCAUGGCCCUUUCUGAGCUGUCUUUAGGAGCCGGUGGUGAAACCAAAGAGCAGCUUCUCACUGGCAUCGGCCAUAACAGCUCGGUCUUCAGCACUGAAGAAAUGCACCAGAUGUUCCACAGUCUCCUGGAAGAAAUCGACCAGAGGACAGGGGUGGACAUUAAUGUCGGCAGUGCUCUAUAUGCAAGCAACAAAUUAAAGCUCCUUCCUGAGUUCUUAAAGGAGAUAAAGGAGUUUUACCACUCUGACGGCUUCACUGUGGAUUUCAGCGUCAAAGAAACACUGGAUAAAAUUAACACGUAUGUGAAGGAAAAAACACAUGGGAAAAUAGACCAAGCUGUUGAUGAUCUGGAAUCUGACACUCUGAUGUUUCUUCUCACUUACAUAUAUUUUAAAGGAAAAUGGGACAUGCCAUUUAACUCAAGAAAGACUCGUCAAAGUAGAUUUCAUGUGGAUGCUGAGACCACCGUUCCAGUACAAAUGAUGCACCAGUACAAAUCCCUCAAAGUUUAUUAUGAUGUCGAACUCACUUCUAAAGUCCUCUGUCUAGACUACAACGACUCUUUCUCCAUGUUUCUGGCUGUACCAGAUACUGACAGGCCAGCUAAGACGAUCAAAGAUCUGGAGAUGGCCAUCUCUAGACAGCACAUUGAAAAGUGGAGGACAGCUGUCAGAAAAAGAGAAACUGACAUCUAUGUCCCCAAGCUCUCUCUGAAAACAUCAUAUUCCCUGAAAGAAAUUUUGAAAGGAAUGGGAAUGGCUGAUAUGUUUACAGAUAGAGCCAACUUCACAGGAAUUUCAGAGGAAAAUAUACUAGUUUCAAAGGUUUUGCAUAAGGCCAGUCUGGAUAUAGAUGAGAAAGGAACCACCGCAGCAGCAGUGACAAGGGUUGAUCUCAGACCUAAGAUCUACAGCCCAUUGGAGACUUUGAGUUUUGACCGUCCAUUCAUGAUUUUUAUCACUGACCAAAAAAACGACAACAUCCUCUUCUUUGGAAAAGUUGUCAAUCCUGCGGAAAAACAGUAAUGUGACAUUCUAGAUGUCAUGACAAAAUUAGCCAGCAGGUGGCCGUGAUUUAAACAACUGUUGUGCCAUUAUAUUUCUAUUAUUACUGGACAGAGAUACUGGAUUCUUCUUCUAGAGGUCUUCAACCCUGGUCUUGGAGACCUAGUAUUUCUGUUACCUCUGGUGAAUGCAUACUUAUCUGCCAAGUGGCAACUUAACUUCUUAAUUGGAAAAUAAAUCAAGUUUAAAAAAAUAAAUAAAUAAAUUAGGGAAUACAACCUAAGUCUUACAAUUACUUUCAUACUCCACACAGUUGGUGUAGAAUAGUACAAAAAUUCCUAAACUGUGCUGGUCUCAGCUGGUCUCAAUUUGUAAUCAUACGUAUAACAGGAUGAUUUGCUGUUUGAAGAAAGCUUUGAGCUAAAUUUCUGCCCACUGGUCUUUUUUAAAUCAAUGCAUUUUUUUUUUAUAUGUUAAUUAAAAAGUAAUACAAAUUAAUAUUUUGCAUAAACCUCUGUGGUCUGGCUAUAUUUAUUCAAUAAGACACUUGUUGGAAAUUUAGUUGGUCAUCAAUUAAAAAAAAAUUGUUCUAAACAUUGUAAGCCUGUUAUCUAACCGUAAUGUGACAUACAGGUCACAUUUUCUCAAUAAAAGGAUUUUGCUGACACUGAA
This is a messenger RNA of Cyprinus carpio (common carp), 1987 nucleotides long. Its product is annotated as corticosteroid-binding globulin-like. The record is from RefSeq and is a predicted model, not a curated record. NCBI's taxonomy places the organism in Eukaryota, Metazoa, Chordata, Actinopteri, Cypriniformes, Cyprinidae. Gene Ontology annotation, biological process: negative regulation of endopeptidase activity. Gene Ontology annotation, molecular function: serine-type endopeptidase inhibitor activity.